UGAUUAAAGGAUGGAUAAGUCUUGGAUGUUAACCGAUAGAACCAAAAAACCAUAUAUGGAUGGAGUUGCAGCAUUUCUAGAUUAUGCAGUUCGCAAUUUGAAGAUGUCGACGAACAUCGACCAAAAAAAAACUAAACAAAAAACAAAAAUUCCAUGUCCAUGUAUAAAUUGUUUAAACCACUACUCUCUUCCUUUGGAUGAAGUGGAUCAUCACUUGUUCAAUAAGGGAAUUGAUCCAAAUUAUACAAGGUGGAUAAAACAUGGAGAAAAAGAUGAGCCAGUUAAAAAUGUGCUUCAUACAGAGUAUUUUGACACCGAAAUUCCAACAGAUGCCACGGAAACAAUAGAAAUGGUAAAUGCCACAGAAGAUAAUUUCACAGAGGACUAUGUGAAGCUUCAGGAACUACUUGUUGAUGCUGAGAAGCCCCUUUAUAAAGGAUGUCCUAACUUCACAAAGUUGUCCGCACUAGUUCAACUAGUCAACUUGAAGAGUAAGCAUGGAGUCUCAGAUAAGUGCUUUACUGAACUUCUAGUUUUGUUGAAAAAGAUGCUACCUGAAGGUAACGAAAUGGUUAACAAUACAUAUGAGGCAAAAAAGACAAUGAAGGCAAUGGGUUCAGGAUAUACAAGGAUACAUGUAUGCAUCAACGACUGCAUUCUUUACAGGAAGGAGUACAAAGACUUGGUUGUAUGUCCAACUUGUGGGAAGUCAAGGUGGAAGGUGGAUGAGAACACUAAAAAAAUGUAUGAAAAUAUUCCUGCAAAGGUAAUGUGGUACUUUCCCAUAAUACCACGAUUGAAACGACUCUUUCAAGCUAAGAGUAUAGCAAAAGAUUUAUUAUGGCACGCCACCAGUUCCAAAAAACCCGGUGUUUUACGCCACCCAUCAGAUUCACCUGCAUGGCAAGCCAUAGAUAACCAAUUUCCCGAAAUUGCUGACGAUCCAAGAAAUCUUCGGCUUGGCAUUUCCACAGAUGGGGUUGACGUAAAUAGAGGUAAUAGAAAUCAUAGUGUUUGGCCGGUUUUAGCUGUCAUUUACAACCUUCCGCCUUGGUUGUGUAUGAAAAGAAGGUUUAUCAUGCUUUCGGUACUAAUAUCGGGAACGCCUGGAAACGAUAUUGAUGUGUUUUUGGAUCCUUUGAUUGAUGAUCUACAACUCUUAUUUGAAGAAGGAGUUGAAACAUAUGACGCCUAUGCACAAGAAAAAUUUAUUCUACGUGCAGUUGUUUUAUGGACGAUUAAUGAUUACCCUGCUCUUGGUACACUAUGUGGCUGCCCUUAUAGUGGAUUCCAUGGUUGUGUAGUGUGUCGAAAAGAAACUCAAUGUUGUAGACUUCCUUUCUCAUCCAAGCAGAGUUAUGCUGGUCACAGAAGAUAUCUACCAUAUAACCAUCCUUUCAGAAAGCAAACGAAGGCGUUCAAUGGAAAACAAGAAUGGGGAACUACUGCAAAUCCUAUGACCGGGGAAGAAAUAUUCAACGAGGUUAAAUACGUUAAGAAUAUAUGGGGGAAAGGAUUUAAGGAUAAAGUGUCAGGAAUCCUAGAAACUUCUACUGGAAGAGGGGGGAAGACAAUUAAAAGAAAAAGGAACACAUCAAAAGAGGGUGAUAGUUCAAAUUCCGGAUAUAAAGAACCGACCUAUUGGAAGAAAUUCAACAUAUGGUAUCGACGACUUAGGUAUUGGCGGUAUAAUUGUGUCCAACAUUGUAUUGAUUUCAUGCACAUUGAAAAGAAUGUGGCUGAGAGUAUUGUCGGAACAUUGCUAAACGUUCCAGGAAAGACGAAAGAUGGAUUGAAUGCUCGAUUGGAUCUGGCGCAUUUUGGGUUAAAACAAGAGUUGCAGGCUAAAACACAAGGCAACAAAACAAUACUUCCUGCAGCAUGUUACACAUUAACGAAAGAUGAAAAAGACAAGUUUUGUGAAACAUUAUACAGCUUAAGGGUUCCACAAGGGUAUUGUUCUAAUUUUUCUAGUUUGGUUAAUCGAAAGGAUAGGAAACUUGUGGGACUUAAAUCCCAUGAUUAUCAUAUGCUUAUGCAACAGUUUUUGCCCAUUGCAAUACGGUCUAUCAUGCCGGAACCCACAAGAUAUGCUAUUAUCAGGUUUUGCUUUUUUUUCAAAUCAAUAUGUAGCAAAGAAAUCAAGGUAGAAGAACUAGAUAAGUUGCAAGAAGAGCUUUGUGUGACACUGUGUCUGCUCGAGAAAUAUUUUCCCCCAUCCUUUUUCGAUAUUAUGAUUCAUUUAACUGUGCACCUUACUAGGGAGGUAAAAUUAUGCGGGCCAAUAUGCUUUCGGUGGAUGUAUCCCUUUGAAAGGUGCAUGAAGGUUAUUAAAGGGCAUGUGCGAAACAAAACUUAUCCAGAAGGAUGCAUUGCUGAGGAGAAUAUUGCAGAAGAAACAAUUGAGUUUUUCAGCGAAUACCAAAAAAACAUGAAGACUAUUGGCAUUCCACCAUAUAAGUAUAAGACAUCUGAAAAUGAUAACGGGGAAGGAAAUCCUUUGUCAGCCGGUAAACCAGUUCUAGUUUCUCCGGAACUCUCAUUGAAAGCACAUUUCUAUGUAUUGCAAAAUACGCCCGAAAUUGUGCCUUAUAUUGAACAACACAUGACCUUUUUGAAAAACCGACAUGGUGGUAAACCACAAGCGUGGCUGGAGAAAGAGCAUAACACAACGUUUGGUCACUGGUUACGUAACAAGGUAAUUUAAAUUUUAGCAUAAUAUUAGUUU
This is a messenger RNA of Helianthus annuus (common sunflower), 2728 nucleotides long. RefSeq lists its product as uncharacterized. Bases 11 to 2707 code for a protein of 898 amino acids. The transcript has 2 exons. The record is from RefSeq and is a predicted model, not a curated record. Lineage: Eukaryota; Viridiplantae; Streptophyta; Magnoliopsida; Asterales; Asteraceae.